AUGGCUGUCACCACCUUCACUGAGGAGAACACUUCUCCACUUCCCCCAAAAAGAAUAUUCAAGGCCUCCAUUGUUGAUUCUCAUAACUUGAUCCCUAAGUUGAUGCCACAAGCUAUCAAAAGCAUUGAAGUUCAAGGUGAUGGAGGUGCUGGAAGCAUCAAGACUAUCAAUUUUCCUGACGGUGAUGGACUGGUAGACAACCUUGAGAAGAUAACUUAUGACGUGAAGUUUGAGCAGUCAGCAGAUGGUGGUUCCAUCUCUAAGGUGACUAGCUCAUACUAUACUGUGGGAGAUUUCAAGCUCAAGGAAGAGGAAAUCAAGGCAGGCAAAGAGAAGGUUUUGGCGAUGUUCAAAGCUGUAGAAGCCUAUCUCCUCCAGAAUCCUGAAGCGUAUGCUUAG
Molecule: messenger RNA, 399 nt
Organism: Solanum pennellii
Lineage: Eukaryota; Viridiplantae; Streptophyta; Magnoliopsida; Solanales; Solanaceae
Product: major allergen Pru ar 1-like
Exons: 2
Coding region: 1-399 (132 amino acids)
Biological process (GO): defense response; abscisic acid-activated signaling pathway
Cellular component (GO): nucleus; cytoplasm
Molecular function (GO): signaling receptor activity; protein phosphatase inhibitor activity; abscisic acid binding
Source: RefSeq, a predicted model, not a curated record